Messenger RNA from Panicum virgatum (switchgrass), 1424 nucleotides. RefSeq names its product glutathione S-transferase T3-like. The transcript is spliced from 3 exons. NCBI's taxonomy places the organism in Eukaryota, Viridiplantae, Streptophyta, Magnoliopsida, Poales, Poaceae. The coding region runs from base 458 to 1051 and encodes 197 amino acids. The record is from RefSeq and is a predicted model, not a curated record.
AUGACCCAUUUUUCGCACGGCUGAAGCGCUCGCCCCGAGGAAAAAUCGCCCGCAUCUCGCCCGCAGUCGGUGACGAGCAGGCGCUUCGCCCUCCCCCCUCAGAUCAUGUGCUCCUCCCUCUAUUUCCCGCCUAAAUCUCCCCUCCAGCUCCCGCCAAAUCGAUUCAUACACGCCAAAUCGAAGCAUAAAGUCCCAAAUCCAUACCAAAUCGUCCCCAAUCCCCAGCCCCGAAACCCUAGGUCCCAAGCCACUACCAGCGCCUGCGCGAGAUGUCCAGGAAGUCGAAGAGGACAUCUGCGCCGCCGCCUCAGGCGGUUCCACCGUGUUCUCAGCCGGCGCCCUCCCAGCCAUCCCUUCAAUUUUUGGAUCACGUGCCUGGUGUCCACCGUAUCCACCGUCGCAGUUCACGACAUCAUCAUCCACGCCCAACUAGGUUGCCGGAUUACAGCAACCAUGGAUGGUGGGAUCGUCGUCGGCUCAAGGAUCCUGGCCGGCGCCUGCUAGCAUUGGUGCUCCAACCACCAAGGACCCAGAUGUACAAGCAUGGGGAGCAAACUCUCACCCACCAGGUUGUUUCGUUGAUUUUUUGAACAAAAACAUAGCAGUCCAUGCACAAGGUCUUAGUCAUGGGAGUUCAUUUAAACCGAUCCAUGUUGGCGAUGACACCAAUAUUGCUGAUUGUGGCAGGACACAUGUGUUAUGGACAAAAGAUGAGGAUCGUAGAUUGGUCGGCGCAUGGCUGAAUAAUUCAAAUGAUCCAAUCCAUUCAAAUUACAAGAAGAAUGACCAAUAUUGGAAAGAAGUUGUUGCUGCCUACAAUAGUGGUACCUCCAAAAAUCAGGCAAGGCAACUGAAACACAUCAAGGAUCUCUUUGGAAGAAUUAAGAAAAGGGUCGCAUGGUUUUGUGGUAGCUGGAAAGAGACUAGUGCUUUGUGGGCUAGCGGUGAAUCUGAUGUGGAUCUAAUGGACAAGGAACUGAAAUUGUAUGAAGAAGAGCACAAGAAUGAUGGUCCAUUCAUGUUUAUGCACUGUUGGGAUAUAUAUUCUUAGGAAGGAACCAAAAUAGGAUGCCUAUUUUGGAACCCCUUGAAACUUUGGAUCUAGAAAAGAUGAAGUUUAAUGUUCAUGAGGAUGUGGAGCAUUCCUUCUCUAUAGAUGACACUCCAUAUGAACGACAAAUGGAUGGCAAGAAAGCUAAAGAGCCAAGCAUGGUUGUGCCCUUAUCGUCGUUGUUUAGAUCACUAAUUAGUGUUUUGUGUUGUCUAAGAACUUAUUUAGUACCACUGUUGUUUGAUUUUGUUUACUAGGACUUUGUAAUGCUUAUUGUCGGUGUCAUGGUGAUAUCUGCCAUAAUGUUAUCUACUAGUUAAUAUGAACGUAUUUUCUAAAUCUGAAGUGUUGAUAUAUCCCAAUGGUGCCUGGA